GAAUGUAGGUUGAAGAAGGGUGUACUGCAUUGUCCUGGUGUCUUGCAGAAAGACGUCUUGCAGGGCUAGAUGCACUAUGAAAAAAAAAAGGACAAUACGAAGAAAAAAUAACCUAAACAUUGCAAAAACAUGCAUAUAAAUAGCAGCUACUUUUACGCAGCUCCUAAAGCAGUUAGUAAGCAGUCUUCGUCUGGUAGACACACGGUCAGCCGCUACGUGCUCCGGGCCAUCAGACUCAUCAGGUCAGAACACAGCACUUCCCGCUUCCGAGCGAAACCCUACAGAGCUGUUGUCUAAGGAGGAAUCGUCAAAAUAAUUUCUUUUACGCAUGCUUUGAUUGUCUCGCUUCGAGGAGGCAGCCAUGAUUUACGCAAGGUUGUCUGAGGUGGCAAUAUAGUUAUAGGCAUAACAUUCACAAGUGUGGUCAUCAAGUGUCAGGAAUAGCAACUAAAUGUUAUAGGACGAGUAUAGUCGUCGCAGAUUCACUGUGUGACAAAUGUUUGUUUAUGACGACUAUAGUCGCCAUCCGUUAUACUGGUACAAAAUUUCAUGACUAUACUGGUCAACGUGAGGUGAAGGGCUAACAAAGUCGUAUAAUACGUAAGAUACUGUCAUACUUAUUAAUUUAAAAGUCCCUCUGUUUCAUUAUGCCUCAUUCUCGCGGGUUACGAAGAUGAAUUUUUGUUUACAGAAUGCUUCAAGUAGUUAAUAAAGUAUAAAUUUAGAUGGUUCUUCUAAGCGAUUCUCCGUCAUUUGCUUUAGAGUAUCGCUUUGCAGAACAAAGUUCUUUUCGCCUAAUCAUUCAGCGUUCCAACAUGCCUAAUGUAUGAGUGAUCAGGGUUUCAAACGUACAGCAGCCUUGGUAGUUUUCUUUUUUUUGACCAGUGGAAGCAAUAGCUCACAUAUACAACUCCAACUUUAUACGACCACCAAGCCGGGUAGACAUUAUUGUGCUUGCAAGAAAAAAAGACUCGGUCAUUAAAAAAUUCAACAACGAUGCGUGCUCAUUAGACAACAUUGUGUACUGUUUUCUCAUGCAGGAGCAUGUUUUAACGCUGUUUUUAUGUGGAGCUACCAUCGCCACUGCCAUUAAGGGCGUAUUGCUGUUUUUCAUUCACGACUACUACGAAGGCGUCAGGCAGCAAGGAACGCUAGCUUCUAACGGCCUUGAGGACAUCUUUGAGAAGCAGGAACUUAGGCUGCCGGCUUACCCACAGCAUGUCCUACAGGACAGCAAAGACGACAAAGACGAAGAGGAAAACGAAGGCCCAGGGAGAGAAGCAACAUGGCCGGCUCUUCGUUUGUGACGGGAAUAUCCGGCUUUUGUGCGCUCUGUCAGGUCUCCUCACGUUCGCCGACAUCGCUGUUACCGGACUGAGCCUUUGUGGUGACCUCUUGCUUCUCACGUCUGCCGCGUCUCAGGGCCCUCAAAUAAACCCGAUGGGCACUGGCGGCUCAUUGAAUAAAUCCCUAAAUAAUAUGCUAUGGGGACUUUGCAUCAAGAUGUUCGUCGUCACCUACGACUUCUUCACGGCGCCUCUGUACCUUUACAAUUGCUACCUAGACUGCAUGAGGAGACUACCUAUAUGGAAAGAGAAGACAUGGCAAGACUAUCUUAAGGAAGAGAUUUCAACAGACAUCGCAUUAUUCGCGAUAAUAUUUCUAAUGGGCUCUCUGUUCGUCACUGCUAUUCUCACCUCCAUUAAGGUGGUGAUCUUGUACGUUAUACACGACUUCUACGAAGGCGUUAAGCAGCAAGGAACACUGAACUCCAAUGGCCUUCUGAAUGAUGAAGACAUGCAGCAACUGCGUGGGCAGGCAUUCACUCAGGGGAUGCCAGCCUUCUUGCCAAGCGGCAACAUGAUGGCACCGGGAGCUCCAAUGCAGGGCUUGUGCCCAACCGGCGGCUUGGUGGCGCCAGGAGCUUCGAUGCAGGGCUUCUACCCAGGCGGUGGCAUGAUGGCCCAACCAGCAGGCCUUGGGUACCCAGCCGGCGGCAUGAUGGCCCAACCAGGAGCCCAAGGGCAGGGCUUCUACCCAGCCGGCGGCAUGAUAGCCCCACCAGGAGCCCAAGGGCAGGGCUUCUACCCAGCCGGCGGCAUGAUGGCCCAGCCAGGAGCCCUAGGGCAGGGCUUCUACCCAGCCGGUGGCGUGAUGGCCCCACCAGGAGCCCAAGGGCAGGGCAUCUACCCAGUCGGCGGCAUGAUGGCCCAGCCAGGAACCCAAGGGCACGGCUCCUACCCAGCCGGAAGUAUGGGGACACCAGGAGCCCCGAUGGCGACUGGCGGCAGUGCGGUCGCUAACACUCAGAGUAAAUCCGACGCCGCUUCGCCCUCGCCAAAACGUCGCCACCACAAGGGCUCUGUCGCCAACAAACCGCACGCCAACUAUCCACGCAGCACGUACUAAAAGGCGCGCGCCAAGAAACUGGCUUAACAUGCGCAAGCCUUCUCACGCUGCUUGUGCGUGCAAGUUCAAUUUAAAACGCCUGCGCGGCCAUAACAACCACCAUUGUUCUU
Molecule: messenger RNA, 2519 nt
Organism: Dermacentor andersoni
Lineage: Eukaryota; Metazoa; Arthropoda; Arachnida; Ixodida; Ixodidae
Source: RefSeq, a predicted model, not a curated record